Salvelinus sp. IW2-2015 is the source of this 1184-nucleotide messenger RNA. Its product is annotated as L-threonine 3-dehydrogenase, mitochondrial. Gene Ontology annotation, biological process: L-threonine catabolic process. Lineage: Eukaryota; Metazoa; Chordata; Actinopteri; Salmoniformes; Salmonidae. The record is from RefSeq and is a predicted model, not a curated record. Gene Ontology annotation, molecular function: L-threonine 3-dehydrogenase activity.
GGGGCUGAGAGAUAAUUUAUGAAAACGUACCAGCGUCGUAUAGCUUUGUCUAGCUGACAGCUAAUAGGACGGAGCAGCCGAACUUGAGGAGAAGCAUACCUAACCAAGGCUCAAAGAAACAAGGGACACUUCGAAUUGUAUAAAGAUCCAGACUAUUUAUUUGGUGACUUGUCAAGAUGCCUGUUAUUAGAACUCUCAGCAAGGUGGCUAAGCAAGCCCUCCUGAACCCAGGAUGUGGCUGUCAGCCAAUCACCGUGGCCGUACGGACCAUCAGCUUCUCACCCCGCCAGGUCACCUCAGACGCCAGUUUCCACUCCGUGUCCUUCUCCGAGACGGACCACCCCAAGGUGCUCAUCACAGGCGGCCUUGGACAGUUGGGGGUAGGGCUGGCUAAAAGGUUGAGGAAGCGGUUUGGAAACAACAAUGUAAUCCUGUCAGAUAUCAGGAAGCCUCCGAGCCACGUUUUCCACAGCGGCCCCUUCAUCUACUCUGACAUCCUGGACUAUAAGAACCUGCGUGAGAUUGUGGUGAAUAACCGCAUCACGUGGUUGGUCCAUUACAGCGCCCUGCUCAGCGCCGUGGGAGAGGCCAACGUAUCGCUGGCUCGCGACGUCAACAUCACUGGGCUCCACAACAUCCUGGACAUUGCAGCGGAGCACGGCCUGCGUCUGUUCGUCCCCAGCACCAUCGGAGCCUUCGGGCCCACCUCGCCCCGGAACCCGACCCCUGACCUCUGUGUCCAGAGACCCAGGACCAUCUAUGGAGUGUCCAAGGUCCACGCAGAGCUCAUGGGAGAGUACUACCACCACCGCUACGGCCUUGACUUCCGCUGUCUGCGCUACCCAGGAAUCAUCUCUGCUGACUCACAGCCUGGAGGAGGAACGACAGACUACGCGGUAGCCAUCUUUCACGAUGCCGUAAAGACGGGGAAGUUUGAGUGUAACCUGAAGCCAGACACGAGGCUCCCCAUGAUGUACAUCGACGACUGUCUCCGUGCCACCGUGGAGAUGAUGGAAGCGCCCACAGACACCCUGUCCAUGAGGACCUAUAACAUCAACGCCAUGAGCUUCACCCCUGAAGAGCUGGCUCAGGAGGUCCAGAAACAGCUGCCGGACCUAGAGGUCACCUACGACAUCGAUCAAGUCAGACAGGCCAUCGCUGACAGCUGGCCAAUGAAUUUUGAC